This is a messenger RNA of Dracunculus medinensis (Guinea worm), 744 nucleotides long. The record is from the annotation of a GenBank genome assembly. Lineage: Eukaryota; Metazoa; Nematoda; Chromadorea; Rhabditida; Dracunculidae.
AUGGAGAGAACUGGUUUGGUCAAACCCGUUGAUAAUAAUUUGGCUUUUAGUGGAACGAUAUGCGAAAAAACAACGAAUCAAUCUGACUAUAUUCCUAAGUAUGUCAAGAAAACGAUUCCAUUCAAAGAGUCGGAAAAAGUCGUCAAAAGUUCAGCUCCAUUGAAUGAUAAAUCAACGCAUCAGUAUGAUUUCACCAAAAAAAAGAUCGAGAAGAUCAAGCAAUUUAAGCCAAGUUAUUCUCAUUCGAUAUCAACUGACCCAUUUAACGCCAUUUCUUUAUCACAUCAAGAUUACGUAAACCACGAAAUUAAUAAAACAGUACCAAUAAGGCCUAGUGACGAACAAGGAUUGCCAAGAGAAGCUUUUGAAAUAUUGCUUUUGAUCCUUUUUUAUGGAACUACUGAACAUCGCGCAAAUUUCUAUAAGAAGUUGAUUCAACUUAAUCGGCAUAGCCGACAUAAUGAAGUAUAUCAACGUAGUAUAAAUGGAAAUGAGUUAAUGGAAAAGAAGACGACCUACUUACAUGAUUAUGUACCAGUGAAAUGUCAUCAUCAAUCACCGUUCAGACCGAAGGAAUCGCAAUAUGCUUCACAUAAUGCUUUUAUGGAUUUAACAACGCAUGCUUGUGAUUAUAUCAAUAGAACAAUCCAAAUAUGUCCAGCUCAAUAUGUUUUGACACGAGGGCGAAAAAGUUUCAAGUUGGUUGGAGAUUCAGGUGGACAUCGAUUCUAUCAAAGCAUCUAA